AGGUAUAGACACAUAUUUUUUUUUUUUUCUUGAAUUAGAAAUGUCAUUAAAAAGCGAUCGUGCAUUUUAUAAAAAGACCAAGGGAAAUUCUAUUGUUAAGCUUGUGCGAGAACAAUAUGUUCGUAGUGAUAUUCCAUGUUUGUCAGAAGCCUGUCCUAUGAACUGUGAUAAUAAUGGAAGUCAAGCACUAUUAAGUUCUUCAAGUGAUCAUUAUCUUAUACCAGAUAUUUCGGUUAUCAUGCGUUACUUGGAAGUACUUGAACAAGAAGAAAUCACGGGUGUAAUUUACAGUCAAACGGUUACAGCCAAUCUUCAACAACACGACAAGAUGAAACUGUAUCGAAAGAUUCGACAGAUUACAAAUGAUUCUCGGCGAAAAUGUAUUGUAUUUUAUAACGAGAUUUUUGAAGAAACCAAGGUACAUCGAUUACCCCAUGAGCCUUCUUCAGACAGAGAUUGGCGGGCCUUGUGUGUAUUGGCAGAAUGGUAUCGGAUCCAUUUGAAGGAUUCAAAGAAAAUUAUCAUCUUGACUGAGCAGCAGCAAGAUAUGACAUGUUUAUCAACAAACAUAGAUGUCAUGUCCACAAAGGAAUAUAUUCAACGCUAUUGGGGUCACCAUGUCUUGUUAAAUGAUUUAAUACAAGGUUUGGCUGAUGUUGUACUACUUGAAGAAGACGAAUUUGGAAAAAUCAAGUUUAGUAACAAACAUGGCUCGAACGAAACAGCCGUAUCGGGUUAUACUGAAUACAAACCUAUAGAGGAUCUUGAGGUCGGUAUCAAAUCAGGAAGAUACUUUUCAGGCACUUUGCGCUGUAAGAAAGACAGCAGAGACCAAGCGUACAUUAUUGGUAAUAAUGGAAGGCAUAUUACCAUCACUGGCAACGAUCAUCGUAACCGUGCAGUACAUGGUGAUGCUGUGGUUGUGGAACUGCUGUCAGAAAAUCAUUGGAUUCAUCCAUCAAAUGACAUUGCAUAUGAGAGUACGAACGCUGACGAUGAGUAUGAGGAUGAAUCCUUUGUAACUCCAAGUCAGGCAGCAGGACGAGUUGUCGGUAUUUUGAACAGAAACUGGAGAUCAUAUGUAGCAACCAUACAGGAAGAUAGUGCUGAAGCAGGUGGAUCUAUUCAUUUGGCAAUUCCACUUGAUCCUGUCAUUCCAAAGAUCAGGAUAAGGUACCAUGAUGUCAAACUGAUCGAAAAUCAGCGUAUUGUCGUCCGUAUCGACAAUUGGCCUGUUUCUUCACAGUAUCCAAACGGACACUUUGUGCGAUCCUUGGGUCCCAUACAUACCCUCGACUCUGAAAUAUCAGCCAUCCUGGUAGAGCACUCCAUAUCUGUAUCUCAAGCAAGCCAAGGUUUCAGUGAAGCGUCGUUAAAGGAAAUGCCUGUUGAUACUCCCGAGUCUCCAUGGAAACCCGAAGAAGAGGAGAUUGGCAAGAGAAGGGAUUUAAGGAACUUGGUUGUAUUCAGUAUUGAUCCUCCAAAUUGUCAGGACAUUGACGAUGCGCUUUCUAUAAAAGAACUCGAGAACGGAAAAGUAGAAUUAGGCGUUCAUAUUGCUGAUGUCAGUUAUUUUGUUAAAGAGAACUAUAUAACAGAUCUCGAAGCUAGAUCCAGAGGUACUACAGUUUACCUAGCAGAUAGAAGAUUUGAUAUGCUUCCGUCAGUACUGAGUGAAAGAGUAUGCUCGUUAAGGCAUCAUGUCGACCGAUAUUCUGUGUCUGUCAUUUGGACAUUGGAUAAACAUUAUAAUAUUGUGGACACGUGGUUUGGCAGAACCAUUAUCCACUCCAGUUGCGAAAUGGAAUACGAACAAGCUCAGCAGUUACUCAAUGGGAAACAGGUGGCUACCGGAUUAGAUGCUUCUCUUUGUAAAAAGCUGAAGCCGCGUAUAGAAAAGUUAGCUGAAGUACUUCGAGUGAUUCGAGAUAGACGUUUAUCUAAGGGCGCAUUAGAGCUCGAAGGAUCAGAGAUAAAAUUCAAAAUCACAGAUAAACAUGAGAUUACAGAUAUUAUCCCUAAAGAUAGUAUGGAAAUUCAUGGCCUGGUUGCUGAAGCAAUGAUCUUGGCUAAUGCUUCAGUCGGAAAAAGAAUAUACGAAGGAUACAAAGAUGCAGCCAUCCUUAGACAUCAUCCACCUCCUAGCCCUGCACAGUUUGAAAAGCUUGUCAAAGCAGCCGAAAGCAAGGGCUUCUCGGUCGAUUUUGCAUCUAACCGAGCGCUGAGCCAAUCUCUAGAAAAAAUUACAGAUGCUUGUAAAGAUGAUCCUGAGAUUGCUAAGCUUCUUAAAACGAUGGCAACGAUCGCUAUGAAUGAAGCUGGGUACAUCUCAUCUGGACAGUUUCCUGUUGAUCAGUAUUAUCACUAUGGUCUUGCCUUGGAGUUUUAUACACAUUUUACGUCACCUAUUCGUAGAUAUGCUGAUAUUGUAGCACAUAGACAACUUCUCAUGUGUGUUGCCGAUCCAACUGCAGUUAAGGAUAGCGUAAUUCAUUCGCUUAUGUUCAAGGACAGUGCUAUUACCGACAUUUGUGAGAACCUCAAUCGCAAAUCAAGAGAGUCAAAAUUUGCUCAAAGAGACUCCACUGAACUGUUUCAAAGCUUAUACGUGUUACAAAAGACUGCCAAUGGUGAUCCGUUGAUUGAAAAAGGUAUUAUAUCCGAGAUUAGGUCUAAUGGUUUCUAUGUCUAUGUCCCAAGACUUGGAUUAAAAGGACCUGUUUAUCUCAAGGAGAGGGAUGGAACGCCAAGCGUCCCGUUGUCACUCAUAUCUGGCAAAAAUGCCGAUGAGCAGGAGACGAUACCUCAUUGCAAUAUUGAAGUGAAUAUGCCCACAUCUAUCUCUGUGCUGUCACCAGACUUGCCGCAUCCGAUACAGUUCAAUCUAUUUGAUCAUGUCAGAGUCUCGCUCAAGCUUCGCAAAUCACAUGCGCAUCGUCAUCUAGUUUAUAUGGUACUAAUUGAUAUGGAUCAUACUGAGAUUAGAACUAGUCAGCCAUCUCAAAUUGCUCGUAUGUCAAACACAGAGAUGAUGGAGUCCAUUCAUGACUCUGAAAGAAAGGGCAAUGCUGAGAAAGAAUCUACCAAGAAAAAGAAGAAUAAGGCUAGCUCUAUGUAUGACGUUUUGGAAAGAUUUAGAAAGCUAUCGAUUAUACAAAGUACAUCAUGAACUUUGCAAAAGCAAUAAAAAUAAUUUAUGCAACUCAGAUUCUGCUUAGCGUCUGUGUAACCCUAAGUACAAUAAGAAUGCCUU
Molecule: messenger RNA, 3253 nt
Organism: Rhizopus microsporus ATCC 52813
Lineage: Eukaryota; Fungi; Mucoromycota; Mucoromycetes; Mucorales; Rhizopodaceae
Product: RNB-domain-containing protein
Exons: 19
Coding region: 41-3169 (1042 amino acids)
Biological process (GO): rRNA catabolic process
Cellular component (GO): cytoplasmic exosome (RNase complex)
Molecular function (GO): RNA binding; 3'-5'-RNA exonuclease activity
Source: RefSeq, a predicted model, not a curated record